Phyllostomus hastatus (greater spear-nosed bat) is the source of this 1662-nucleotide messenger RNA. RefSeq names its product glycerol kinase 2 (gene GK2). Gene Ontology annotation, molecular function: glycerol kinase activity. Gene Ontology annotation, biological process: triglyceride metabolic process; glycerol-3-phosphate biosynthetic process; glycerol metabolic process. Gene Ontology annotation, cellular component: mitochondrion. The record is from RefSeq and is a predicted model, not a curated record. The coding region runs from base 1 to 1662 and encodes 553 amino acids. NCBI's taxonomy places the organism in Eukaryota, Metazoa, Chordata, Mammalia, Chiroptera, Phyllostomidae. The transcript has a single exon.
AUGGAGGCGGCAAAGAAGUCAGUUGUGGAACCGUUGGUGGCGGCAGUGGUCCAGUCGACUAACUCCUCUCGCUUUCUGGUUUUCAAUUCAAAAACAGCGGAGCCACUUACUCACCACCAAGUGGAAUUAACACAAGAGUUUCCAAAGGAAGGAUGGGUGGAACAAGACCCUAAGGAAAUUAUUCAGUGUACUUACGAGUGUAUGGAGAAAACGUGUGAGAAACUUAACGAACUGAACAUUGAUCUGUCCAACAUAAAAGCAAUAGGUGUCUGCAAUCAGAGGGAAACCACCCUAAUCUGGGACAAGGUAAGCGGAGAGCCGCUCUACAAUGCUGUGGCGUGGCUUGAUCUGAGAGCCCAGGCUACCGUUGAGAAACUUAGCAAACAAAUUCCAGGAAAUAACAACUUUGUGAAGUCCAAGACAGGCCUUCCACUUAGCACUUACUUCAGUGCAGUGAAACUUCGUUGGAUUCUUGACAAUGUGCAAGCAGUUCAGAAGGCUGUGGAAGAAGGCAGAGGACUUUUUGGUACUAUCGAUUCAUGGCUCAUCUGGAAUUUGACAGGAGGAGUUAAUGGGGGUGUCCAUUGUACAGAUGUAACAAAUGCAAGUAGGACGAUGCUUUUCAACAUUCAUUCUUUGGAAUGGGAUAAAGAGCUCUGUGACUUUUUUGAAAUUCCAAUGAACAUUCUUCCAAAGGUCUGCAGUUCUUCUGAGAUCUAUGGCAAAAUGAAAGUUGGGGCCUUAGAAGGUAUACCAAUAUCUGGUUGUUUGGGGGACCAGUCUGCUGCAUUAGUGGGACAAAUGUGCUUCCAGGAAGGGCAAGCCAAAAACACCUAUGGAACAGGUUGUUUCUUACUGUGUAAUACCGGUCGUAAGUGCGUAUUUUCAGAUCAUGGUCUUCUGACCACAGUGGCUUACAAAUUAGGCAGAAAUAAGCCCGUGUGCUAUGCACUGGAAGGUUCUGUUGCUAUAGCCGGUGCUGUUAUUCGCUGGCUAAGAGAUAACCUUGGAAUUAUAGAGACCUCAGAAGAAAUUGAAACACUUGCUAAAGAAGCAGGUACUUCUUAUGGCUGCUAUUUCAUCCCAGCCUUUUCAGGGUUAUAUGCACCUUACUGGGAUCCUAGUGCACGAGGGAUCAUCUGUGGGCUCACUCAGUUCACCAAUAAAAGUCAUAUUGCUUUUGCUGCAUUGGAAGCUGUUUGUUUUCAAACCCGAGAGAUUGUAGAUGCCAUGAACCGUGACUGUGGAAUUCCACUCAGUCAUUUGCAGGUAGAUGGAAAAAUGACCAACAACAAAAUUCUUAUGCAACUACAAGCAGAUAUUCUGCAUAUCCCUGUCAUAAAGCCCACUAUGCCUGAAACGACUGCCCUGGGAGUUGCCAUGGCAGCGGGAGCUGCAGAAGGGGUGGAUGUUUGGAGUCUCAAACCGGAGGAUUUGUCAACUGUUGUAAUGGAGCGGAUUGAGCCACGGGUCGAAGCCACAGAAAGUGAAAAUCGUUAUUCUACAUGGAAGAAAGCUACGAUGAAGUCAAAGGGCUGGGUUACAACUCAGUCUCCUGAAAGUGAAGAUUCUGCUGCCUUCUCUAGUCUGCCCUUGGGAUUUUUUAUAGUGAGUAGCAUGAUAAUAUUCAUUGGAGCAAGAUACAUCUCGGGUAUACCGUAA